AUGUCGACCAAAGCAAACAUCAACUGGAGUAUGAUCGCUAAGAUCACCCACGACAUGUCCAACGUUAUGGAGAUCUUUGAAGAGAACAUUGCAUCCACCUCGACUGGAGAGAAGGACAUGCUCCUACUUGCCAGGUCCUUCCUAACCUUUUCUGACACCUUCCGAGACAUCGUCUUUGCAGAACAGUCACACCUCGAACAUUUGUUCAAUGAGUUCGGCAAUGGACUUAAAAAUGCGGAACAACAGACUUACGAUAGCUACAACGGUAGCAAGAAAGACUGGGAGAAACAUGUCGAGAACAAGAAGAGGCUCUGCGAAACGGUUGCCAUGGCCAUGAGGGAUCUUGAAAGGAGCAUUAGAGUACUGAUGAGGAGUAUGGAGGGCCAGGUCGCGAUUAAUGCUCCUGUAUAUUUUCCCAAGCAGAUCAGUGACAGUCAGAGUGACAUUGAUUAG
Molecule: messenger RNA, 453 nt
Organism: Neoarthrinium moseri
Lineage: Eukaryota; Fungi; Ascomycota; Sordariomycetes; Amphisphaeriales; Apiosporaceae
Exons: 1
Coding region: 1-453 (150 amino acids)
Source: RefSeq, a predicted model, not a curated record